This is a messenger RNA of Clarias gariepinus (North African catfish), 4174 nucleotides long. RefSeq names its product histone-lysine N-methyltransferase PRDM9-like. The record is from RefSeq and is a predicted model, not a curated record. Gene Ontology annotation, cellular component: nucleus. Bases 279 to 2381 code for a protein of 700 amino acids. The transcript has 10 exons. NCBI's taxonomy places the organism in Eukaryota, Metazoa, Chordata, Actinopteri, Siluriformes, Clariidae. Gene Ontology annotation, molecular function: protein binding; histone methyltransferase activity.
AGGAGGAGAAGAAGCAGCUGUUUUUGUGGUUGGAGAGCUGAGAUUUCUCACACAACUAAUCAUGAAUUUAUGCUCCGAAAUGAUUUCACAUUGUUCCAUACAGACCUGAUCAGGUUAUUAUUAAACCUGGGAGUUCCUGUUCUGCUUUAAAGCCCACGGAUCAUGGUGAGGGAGGAGAGUCCAGAGGAGACACCAUUUGGCUCAUCUCAUUCAGAAGAGUCGACACUUGAAUUUUAAAUGAUUUGUUGCUCUGUCUUUACACAACGAGGUUUUUCACAAUGAAGUCAGCAGAAGCCAGCCUGUUCUGUACGAUGCCUCCUGUUACACCUGCACAGUCCCUGUGCAAGGCUGAACAGACAGAAACGUCUUUGACGUCAGCUAGAGGCUCUGUGCGUCACUUCAACAGUUAUGACCAAAUUAAUGGAGGAUUUGAAAAGAAACCAAUAAAAGAAGAACCUGAAGAUGAAGACUUCAGCUGUGGUAAGAUAUCGAAUUCUGAAAGACACAUCAGCCAUGUGGACCAACAGAGUGAAGAGUUUCAUGAGCUGUUUUUAAAGGAAGAACCUGAAGAUGGAAAUGAUGUCUGUGGUGAGACAUCAAGCUGUAUUGUCCAUGUGAACCUUGUGGAUGAAGAAAACAAAGAAUUCCAGGAAAAGCUUUUAAAAGAAAAAGAACCUAAAGAAGAUGACUUUCUCUAUUGUGAAUAUUGCAGAUCCUUCUUCAUCAACAAGUGUGAGAUACAUGGACCAGCUCUCUUCCUCCCGGAUACCCCUGUUCCAAAGGGGGUUUCAGAUCGAGCCAGACAAACACUUCCCCCUGGUCUCGAGGUUCAGGGAUCUUGUAUUCCAAAAGCAGGGCUGGGAGUGUUUAAUAGGGGGGAUACUGUUCCAGUUGGUGCCCACUAUGGGCCUUACCAGGGAGACCUGGUAGACAAAGAAGAAGGCAUGACAAGUAGCUACUCUUGGGUGAUUUACAACAGCAGACAUUUUGAAAAAUACAUUGAUGCUAAGAGAGUGACCCAUGCAAAUUGGAUGAGGUAUGUGAAUUGUGCUCAUAAUAGUGAAGAGUCCAAUCUGGUGGCCUUCCAGUAUCAAGGGGAAAUUUUCUACCGUUGCCGUCGACCAAUCAAACCAAGACAGGAGCUUUUGGUGUGGUAUGAAGAGAAGUACGCCAAGGCUCUUGGCAUCACUUUCAAAUGCGUCUGGAACAAAAAGUGCUCCAUAAGCGAAUCGAGUGAUUACUCCGUGAACUAUUUUUCCUGUUCGAUGUGUUCACUUAUCUGUACAUCUCAAAUUGACCUUCACAACCAUAUCAAUAUGUGUCACUAUGAGGAAAAUAUCAGCAUGCAGAAAGUAGAACGAACUAAACAUAAAAUUUCAAAAGCCACAGCAAUCUCUGUACGUAAACAAAACCAGACUGGUACUUGCUUUAAGACCUCUGACUUGAAAGAGAUUUACUGCUGCUCAGAGUGUGGGAAGCGCUUUGCUGGACGAUUUCUUCUAAAACGACACCUGCGCAUUCACACUGGAGAACGUCCGUUUCAGUGCUUGCAGUGUGGGAAACGUUUUGCUCGACAGAGUCACCUUCAAGCACAUCAAACUAUUCACACGGGAGAGAAGCUGUAUGCGUGCUCAGAGUGUGGGAAACGUUUUAAUCGAGAGAGUACUCUCCAACGGCACCGACUUAUUCACACAGGGGAAAAGCCGUAUCAGUGUUCAGAGUGCGGGAAGAGGUUUACUUACCAGAACGCGCUCAAGCGGCACCUGCGUGUUCAUACUGGUGAGAAGCCUUAUGCCUGCUCAGAGUGUGGAAAGAGAUUUAAUUACCACAAUGCAUUUCAGCGUCAUCAGCGUGUUCAUACUGGAGAAAAGCCAUACAUCUGCUCAGAGUGUGGGAAGAGUUUUAGCCAGUCAAUUUCUCUCCAAAUCCAUCAGCUUGUUCACACAGGAGAGAAGCCGUAUGCCUGCUUAGAGUGUGGCAAGGUUUUCCUUCAACAGAAUACUCUGCAAAUUCACCAGCGCAUCCACACCGGAGAGAGGCCGUUUCGCUGUGGACAAUGUGAGAAGAGUUUUAAUCAAGACAGUGCUCUUCAACGGCACCAGCGCACUCAUACGGGAGAAAGGCCAUAUCGCUGCUCGCAGUGUAAGAAGAGUUUUGAUCGACAGUGUCAUCUCAAACGGCACGAGCACAUCCACACGGGAGAGAAGCCGUAUCAGUGCUCACAGUGUGGAAAACAUUUUAAUCGAGAGAGUACCCUCCAACGGCACCAGCACACACACACGGGACAGAAGCUGUAUAUCUGCUCAGAGUGUGGGAAGAGUUUUACACGACAGAGCAAUCUCAAAAUACACCAGCAAGUUCACACAGAGGAGAAGCAGUAGCCUUGCUUACAGUUUGGAAAGAGUUUUACUCAAAUAGACCAGCACAUUCGUACAGCAGAGUGGCAUGGUUUUAGAAAACUAGAAUCUCUGCUUAGCGUUUGGAAACGUUUUGGAAGUCGUCUUAGAUGUCAUCAGCACAUCCACAUGUCGUGUUACUAUAAAAUAUGGGUCAGUCUUCCGACUAGAGAUGGGAAUCAUCAGGACCAGCCAAUGUCAUAUCACAAUACCUAGGUGCAAUUCCAUUUGUUUUGCGAUUAUAUCAUGAUUUUACAAAUAUCCCUAUUCAAUAAUCAAUUUUAAUUCUUUAAUCAAAAGUUUUCAUUAUGAUUCUUAACAAACUUUGCAAAUGAUUUGCUCCUCACAACAUGGGAUGCUGGGAAUAGUGGAGAGUAGGCAAGAUGGAUUAUAAAGGAAUGGAGACAUUUUGCCACCUCAAAUGCAAACCUAAUUAAAUAAAAGUUGUAUUUAUAUAAAAAAAAAAUCUUUUGCAGUCGCCAGGCAAAAGAAUCCCAAUACAUCACUAAAUAUUUUUUUAAAAAUCUACUUCAAUCAUGCCUUAACAAUACCAGAGUUGUUUGCAUAAUAAUACGUUUGACCUUUUUUUGCUAGUGUAACCUCGUCUGUUACUAGUUACAUCACUUUUGUAUGUUUAUUUCAAAUUGGUAUGGUUUACUAAAUGUAAACAAUAAUUUAAUUCGUUUCACUUUUCUCUGUGUGUUAAACAUAAAAUUACAUUUAAAGUAUAGUAUUAAUGUGAAGUUUAGCCUCGCUUGGCUAAGUUAGCACUUUAUUUAAAAACGUUAUGUUUUCUGUGUGUAUUUCAUACCAUAUUAGCAAAAGACUUUUUAGACUGAUUAUACUUUUAGUCUGUGACCUUUUUACCCAGUACUAUUUAUUUAUUUAUUUAUUUAUUAAUAGUGACGUCAAAGAUUUCUGUCUAUUGCUCUAAAUAAAUGCUAAAUGCCGUAAAUGUAAACAAAUGCUAUUGAUUAACAGGGAACCUACAUCAUUAAGAACACAUUCUGUUUUGACAGUUUUAGUCAAUAGUUUUUUUGUGUGUAUUGUUAAAUUUUUUGUCUAUUUAUUGUGUAUAGUGAUUUAAUUUUCUUUAUUGUUUUUAAAAAUAUAGUACUUCCAACUAUAGACACCACAUUGUGUGUCAUAAUUCUAAUUCCAACGGUGAUUAAAUAAAAGUGUUCACCUUGGGAUGAUCAAACAGUUGGAAUGGGCUUAGAUACUGUUAACUUUUCUUAAGGAAAAAACAGUGUGAUGCAACACACCUGGGUGUUCCCAGCACUGUAAUGACUGUAAAUGCAUGGAACCCAGUACCCUUUAUUCAGGCUGUGCUGUACUGCCUCAUUGGCUACUGUGUUAGCUCUCCAAUAAUGUCUUGAUCUCUGUUACAUCCUUGGACAUAUUUGUUUUUUUUUUCUUUCUCUCUCUUUCACAUCUCUACUCACAAGUAGGAGGAAAUGGCUACCACCUGACAUCAUUGAUUGGCUGUGCCCACUGAUUGGUGGAUGAGAGAGAGAAGUUGGGAUUUAAACAACAUUGCUAACACGGCCCAGGGUGGCGGUGCCGUUUUGUUCUUGAGUCGGUUUCAGUCCUGUUUGUUAGUUAAGGAGUUAGGGUAUUUCGAUGUACUUUUGUUUCUUUUUCUUUUUGCAGGUUAGUUAGAUUCUGAACACCAGUUAUAGGUGUUUUGUUUGUUGUUUUGGCCUAAGCCCCUUCUUGAAGUCUUUAAAACCCUGUUUAUGGCCUUCUAACAAUAAAUAUGUUCAAUUUUUCUCUUA